UCACCCAGAAGUUCUCACGGAUCUGGAAAGGCAGUCCUGUGGUCCUUGUGACUGGGGAGGAGUGGGUGAGGCUGGGUAGCAUCAGAGAACCAAAAGGUGAUAGGAGAUGCAUGGAAAUGCUUUCGGGGAACAGGUCUGGGCACGGAAGAGGCGGUGGACACAGCUGCUGCUGGGCUAGUGGGCCGCGGGAACCGGACUUGGUGCCUGGGUGAUGGGGACUAGUGGAUGUAAUGGAGAAAUGGGAGACUGGAGGGGGUUGGGGAGAGAAGCAGGGCUGGAGGAAGGCAGGAAAGCACCAAGAGCAGCAAGGAUGGGGGCCGCCAAAGAGAGGGGCUGUGCUUUCCGCUUUCCGGAGCUUGCCUCUCUCUUCCCUUGGCAUCUCCCGGGGCUGAGUCUCUGCUGCAGCCCGCCCCCAAUCCUCAGGCGGAGCGCAUCAUCCUGUCGUGCGCUCUGCCUCUGGCAGAGGGUCCCCUCCACCACACCUUUUGGCUCGCCGGCGGCAGCUCCUAAGAGGCCACUCAGCCGGCGAUUCUGACCAAGGCCUGCAGCGGAUAAGGCAGGGGAGGUGGAUUCGCUCCCAGUGGUUUUACCCACUAAAAUGAACUGGACUGCUGCCACAUGCUGGGUUCUGCUACUGGCCGCCGCCUUCCUCUGUGACAGCUGUGCUGCCAAGGGCGGCCGCGGAGGAGCUCGGGGCAGCGCCCGCGGGGUGCGUGGAGGGGCACGCGGGGCUUCUAGGGUGCGCGUGAGGCCGGCGCCUCGCUAUGGCUCUUCUCUACGUGUGGCAGCGGCCGCGGCAGCUGCAGGCACCGCGGUGGGUGCCGCGGGCCUUGCUACCCGCUCAGGCUGGAGGAGGACCGCAGGGCCUGGGGAGCUAGGCCUAAAGGACGACGAAAAUAUGACAGCAGACAGCAACGGGACAGACCGAGGAGUCUAUAGCUACUGGGCCUGGACUUCUGGCUCAGAGUCUACACGCGGUCCACGUCUUUGCCUGCUGCUGGGCAGUACCCUAGGUGCCCUGGAAUUGCUUUGGUCCUAGACCCAGCUGAGUUUGGGCCCAAAUCUGGGCCCCAGUCUGUGUCAUCUUCGCAGGCCCCUAGGGCCCACCCAUAAGGCCUCCAGCUCUAAGUGUCACUUUCUUCUGUUGCCCAUGAUCCCCCAGCCCAGAAAACUGCCUGAACGGGUUCUGGCCCCACAAGACCUCCUCAGUCUGUGGACACUCUUAACCUCCUAUCCAUCCCAAUCUCCCCAUUUCCCACCCUGGCAGGAACUAGAAGCACCCCUGACAAAGAAGCAGGCUGCCCUUCACUCUCCAGAGCUGUCUAAAGAUGCCAAGAGGAGGUACCAGGCCACCCCUAUCUGCUGGUCCACCCUGGUCACAAGGAAGAGGCCAUCCUCUGGUGGGUCCUAUUCUUCCACUGAAGCCCAAAACACCUAUGGCCUCCCACAGAAGCAGAGGAAAUGGACCCAAGGACUUCACAAUUUGGUGGAAAGAGGAACAUUUACUCAGGCUGCAAUGUGGAUUAAAUGUCAGGUGCUAACCACCUGCCCAAAGCAGGUCCUGAAGCAUUCACAGCUCAGGAACAUUCAGAGCAGGAAAACAUCCAUCCCAGGACAUCCACUGUGGUCCUCCUAGAACAUGCUGUCAAGACUAAGAUAGCACCUUUUCCUGGCAGACUAAGACCUCCUGACAGAGAAGGGUUCCCCAAUUGGAGCCACUUGGCCCUGAGGACCACUUAACUGUUUCUGAGAUCCCCCCAAGGGGAGGGGACUCACAUUCAAGAGCAUUCCAUUUCCUUUGAACUUCUGGUUCAUAUUUAAGGGUUACUUGGAAACAAGAUCAAACCUGCUAGAGCCCUCACUUAAUGCAAGCUGCAUGGUUCUCACAGUGCCAGUGGGCAGCUCCCACUGGGAGACCUCUCUUAAAAGCAGAUGGACCAGAGAAGUGAGACAGGAUGUGACACAAGUAGAAGCUGGCAGCCUGAACACUGGAGAAGGCAACAGUUCAUCAAGCCCACAGCUGCUGAAGAAAGGUUAACACAGCCCCAGCCUCGGGAGCCUCAGCUGGAAGGGUGGGUGAGCCUGAGCUAAUAACUGAAAGCUUUCUUACCAUCCAAGGUAAUCAUGAGGGCAAGGCUGAUGCUGAGAGGCUUCAAGGAGAUGCAGGGCAGUCCUCACAAGGAUCUACCUUUGUGCAAACUUGCUCCUUUCUUCUCCUGGACCCACCAGAACCAGGCCCACUCCUGCCCAUGAGCCAGGCUCAAGGGGCCCCUGGCUCUGCCAAGUUCUCUAGCUCUAAUCAUUGAAAUACCCCAAGGCUAAGCAGGUUUUCCCAGGCCCUGUGCCCCUUGGUGCUCCUGAGACACUUAUCUACAGCUGGGCUGUUCUCAAGACUCAUCCUUGCCCCCCUGAAGUGAUGGAACACUGGGCUUGGUCAGUGUACACAAUGCUGAGCUGGGACAGCUCUGGUUAGGGUGUAGGUUUCAAGGCUAUUGGCAGAACCCUAGCCAAGCAUUUUCUUGACCAGCAAGUUGCAGAAUGCAGCUCCCUGCAGCCUCUCAUCCAUACUACCGGUGCUCUCAGGCACAGCCAGCUCCCAAUGUACUACUGUCCCAAACAGACCAAGCUCAAUGCCAAAGACCAGCAAGCUAAGGGCCAAGCCCAUCCAGGGGGCUCAAAAACAGAUGAGAGCCAUCUGCCAUCAAGUCUAGUGGGAGACCCACCAGAGCUCCCUCAGCUUAUCAAACAUCCACAAGGAUGGGUUGUAUGGACCAGACUCUCACAUACCAGAGCACCAUGUAUUAGAAAAUUCUGGACACAAUGAAAACAUUACCUUUUAAUGAUUACUUCAUAUGCCACUCUGACUUCUCCAAUGUAUUUGGUAUUUGGCAUAGCUAUAAAUUUUUGAAUACUUUUCCUGUCAACAGGAAGUAUAAGAUGCUGAGGAGGAAUCUUAGGGCAGGCUUAUCAUGCCUGGCAGCUAUAAGAGGCACCACUGGAAGGCUAAAUUCUAAUUGCCAUCCACAGGAAACAGAUGGCUGGCUGAGCACCCAAGCCCUGGUGGACAAUCACACAAUGGGAAGGUCAUAUAGAUGAGACUGGAGUUAUUGACCAGGUCUCACCCUGCUGGCCCAGCAGUACCUCCAUCUGCACCAACCGGCCCCUUUUUUUCUUUCUAGAAUGUAAGCUGCUGGCAGCAACACGUUCUAGGUGCCUAUAGGUACAUGGAGGUCAGCAAUGCUUGGAUACCCCCUGUGCCACCUCCUGCACCACCUCCUGCAGGUACCAUGAUCCCACUGGCUAGACGGUGAUCCCCUGCCAGUGAUCCCCUGGGCUGUGCAAAGUUGAGCCCAGAGCAGUCUCCCGAGGUACAAACUCUGAAGCACAAAGGUAGAGGCCAGUCCUGAGCUUCACUAUUCCAAACCUCUUGUCCAUGUCUGUGUAUAUAUGUAACGAUGAAGAGUUCAUUGUGAAAUAAACCCCUCUGUUGGUAA
Molecule: messenger RNA, 3494 nt
Organism: Nannospalax galili (Upper Galilee mountains blind mole rat)
Lineage: Eukaryota; Metazoa; Chordata; Mammalia; Rodentia; Spalacidae
Gene: Sprn
Product: shadow of prion protein
Exons: 2
Coding region: 599-1039 (146 amino acids)
Biological process (GO): protein import into nucleus
Cellular component (GO): membrane; nucleus
Molecular function (GO): nucleic acid binding
Source: RefSeq, a predicted model, not a curated record